UGCAUGGUCAUUGCACCCUUCUUACUUUGCCGCCUUCUCCAAAUUCUUCAGAUCAUCAGCGGCCACCACCAUGUCAGACCGGUCCUCCUCCUCUGCCGGUAAGACGAAACAAGCCCUUCCUGAAACGCUCCAAUCUACGGAAGGCAUUCCACAAUUGAGCGAGAAGGUUGAUCCCACACCAACCCCUGCCCCAGCCAAAGCCCCAGGCCCAUCGGACAUUCCCAAUGGAGGUUUCCUGGCCUGGUACCAGGUCAUGGGAUCGUUUUUCCUCUUCUUCAACUGCUGGGGUAUCGUCAAUACCUUUGGCGUGUAUCAGACGUAUUAUGAGCAGAACCUGUUGAAGACUCGAUCUGCAAUGGACAUUUCCUGGGUGGGUUCGAUCCAGGCCUUUCUCCUCGUAUUCAUUGGAGUCGUCACCGGUCCGUUGUAUGAUUAUGGCUACUUCCGGGUGUUGAUCGGCGUUGGGUCCAUUCUGGUUGUCUUUGGUAUGAUGAUGACUUCCAUCUGCCAUGAGUACUGGGAGGUCAUGCUCGCCCAAGGCAUCGUGGUUGGCCUCGGUUCGGGCUGCUUGUUCGUCCCGAGCGUGGCCAUCUUGCCCACUUACUUUUCAACCAAGAAGGCAUUGGCCCAGGGCAUUGCCGCCAGUGGCAGCAGUUUAGGCGGAGUCAUCUACCCCAUCGUGUUCCGUAAAUUGCAGCCUAGUAUUGGCUUUGGCUGGGCCACUCGCGUCAUUGCUUUUAUCAUGCUGGCCACGCUCAUUAUUCCCAACGCCGGGAUGCGUAUGCGGGUCAAGCCGUCCAGCCGGCGCAGGAUGUUUGAAGCCGAAGCCUGGCGCGAACCACCUUUUGUUUUGUUCUCACUUGCUACCUUCUUCGGUUUCAUGGGAAUGUAUCUCCCCUUCUUCUAUGUACAGUCGUACGCGAUGGACACCAAGAUCAUGGGCGAAAACCUCGCCUUCUAUCUUCUAUCCAUCACCAACGCGGCCAGUGUGUUUGGACGGAUUGUGCCCAACUUCUUUGCGGACAAAACGGGCCCUCUGAACAUGCUACUCCCCACGUCGACGAUUGCGGGUGUUUUGGCCUUUGUCUGGAUUGGCAUUCAUAAUACCGGGGGCAUGAUUGUGUUCUGUAUUCUGUACGGAUUCUUCUCCGGGACCUUUGUGUCUCUCCCUCCCACGACGAUUGUGACGUUGUCUCCCAGUCUGGGGGUAGUGGGGGUCCGAAUGGGGAUGAGCUUUGUGCUCGCAGCGAUUGGACUGCUGAUUGGGACCCCGAUUGGGGGCGCUCUGCUGGACCACGGGUGGGUGGCAUUGCAGGCAUGGUGUGGUGCCUGCGUCAUCAUCGCGGCCAUUCUGGUGUUAUUGGCCCGACUGACCAAGGUGGGAACCAAGGUGAUGGUCAAGGCCUAGCCAGGUGUAUGAGACCCUCGGGGUCCGAUGUAGCUAGAACCUAGCCUAUGAUUACACUAGGAUUGGCUACAGGGCACCAUAAGCAUAGUUGUCAUGUUCAACCACUGCCAAGCUAGAAUAUUUAAACCCUAAAAGCAACCGAG
Messenger RNA from Aspergillus sclerotioniger CBS 115572, 1551 nucleotides. RefSeq names its product MCT family MFS transporter. NCBI's taxonomy places the organism in Eukaryota, Fungi, Ascomycota, Eurotiomycetes, Eurotiales, Aspergillaceae. Gene Ontology annotation, molecular function: transmembrane transporter activity. The transcript is spliced from 3 exons. Gene Ontology annotation, cellular component: fungal-type vacuole membrane. Bases 71 to 1408 code for a protein of 445 amino acids. The record is from RefSeq and is a predicted model, not a curated record. Gene Ontology annotation, biological process: transmembrane transport.